Oenanthe melanoleuca is the source of this 3901-nucleotide messenger RNA. RefSeq names its product melan-A (gene MLANA). The transcript is spliced from 5 exons. Gene Ontology annotation, cellular component: endoplasmic reticulum membrane; trans-Golgi network; melanosome. The coding region runs from base 270 to 611 and encodes 113 amino acids. Lineage: Eukaryota; Metazoa; Chordata; Aves; Passeriformes; Muscicapidae. The record is from RefSeq and is a predicted model, not a curated record.
CACAUGUGAUUAAUCAAGAAAUAACAGCUUUUUCUGCUGCUUUUUAAGAGGGAAGGACGCAGAAGAAAACGAGAAGUUGUCUCCUUGCCCCUUUCAUGCUAAUUAAUGCAUUCAGAAGCUGUACUGAAAGGAAUUUAAACUCGUGAUAGUCAUAAGAGGACAGAUCAAAGGAGAAAAAACCAGACCAAGUCAAAGAAAGCUGCAUAUGCCUUCAGUUAACAGACAGAAUACUGGUCUGAAGGAGGUUUGAGCAGGACCAACCUCACAAAAUGCCCAGAAGAAAUAACCACCAGGAUGGCAACUAUUUCAGAGGGAAAGGACACAUUUAUUUUGCAGCAGAAGAAGCUCUGGGUAUUGGACUUUUUAUUUUGGUGCUGGCAAUUUUACUUGCUUUUGGCUGCUGGUAUUACAAAAGACGUAGUGGCUACAAAAGUCUGCGGAGCAAAAGCUCUAGUGUGAGGACAAUACGAAACGUGGUAGGUGAGGGAGAAAUACUGGAAUGCAAAAUGGCUCUGCAGGACUACAGAGACUUUAAUUCUGUGGUACCUGAUGCUCCACCAGCUUACGAAAAAAUUGCUGCUGAUCUGUCACCACCACCUUAUUCACCAUGAUAAUAUGCAAUUUGAAACCCUAAACAUACUGAUUCUAUUUCUUCAUGCUCGCUCUUUAUUUCGUGUAUAUGUUUAACUUUCUUAAAGCUAAAAUCAUACAGAAGAAAACAAGAUGUAUUCAUUAGCAGCUGCUGAAAAAUAUUCCCGCUUGACUUACAGAACUGGUCCUCGAAAUGCCUUAAUAAAUCUGAACAUGCUUUUGUUUUAAGCUUUUCACUUCUUGCAGUCAGAUUAAUACAUUACAGUCUGGUCAUCUUGAAUCCUUCAUAGGUCGACACACAUCUGUAAUCACACACUAUUCAGUAUCAAUCAGAGUAAAAAGUGACAGAACCUUUGUUUACACCUUCCUCAUUUAGUUUGCCUUUCUCUAAAAAAUAAUAAAAAACCCCAAAAAAUCAAAAACAGCAAAAAACCACAAACACACAAAACCACACCAAAAACCAAAAACAAAAAAACCCUCCAAAUACUCCUCAGUCAGAGUGCGAAUUUCUGUCACAAAAUGUAACAAACCAUUUGAUUACAUGUCCUCUUAGAAACUAUUUUUCUCACCAGCAGUUUUAAAAUUAACUUCCAAAAAGUGGCUAUUUUUUACAACACACUUUUAUCUCACAUCACUUGUUUAUAUACCUAUCUCACAUCACUUGUUUAUAUACCUGUAAUGACUUAAUUCUUCAUAAAAGAUGAUCAGUCUAGGCAAUCUAAGAGUUUCUGCUUGGAGUCCCUACUGUUUGAUACUGGGACUGGAUUUAAUGACACCAUCUUUUGUUUCCUUAUGGCAGUCAUGUGAGAGAGCAGAAGAACUUUGUAAAUAUAAUGAUUUUACAAGUCAUUUCUUUCUAAUAUGAUGAAACUAUAUAAGAAAAUGCACAAUAACCAUGUUUCUUGAAGAAUGCAGAAGACAGCAGACUCCUAGGUGUUAAUUUUCCCAGCUUGCCAGAACACUAUCAGUAAAAAAACCCCAAGAAUUUUGACAUGCAUAAAUUGGCUACAUACUUAUUGUUUACUCAGCCUUUUUGUUAUUGUUUGCUUGCCAGAUUACUACUUAAGAUUAUAAGCAAAUCAAUAAAUCUAUACAUAAGGCCUGAUAUCUCACAGCAGGAGGCAGCUAAAAUGGUACAACAUUCAUUAAAAUAAAAAAUAGUUACAGAAGAAAACUUAUUUCAUAAAGCAAUUGAUUGCUAUUAGUAAAGAACCUAGUUCUUUGUCAUCAAAUAUGCAAAUACAAGCAUCUUAAAACAAAAAAAGUUUUCAACAUAACAGUUACUUGCCUAACAUAAAAACUCCAUAUAUGUUGAUAAGUAACAAGACAGUUUUUUGGAAAUGUUUCUUUUGUUAUAAAAGUGUUUAUAUAGAUUAGUAAAAUAGUUAGAAGGUAAUAAAUAUCAAUAAUUGCUGUAAAAGGUUAUAAUCCACCCAUUUUGUUUUUAUAAAUUUAGUUGAUAUAUUUAUUUAGAAACUUAGAGAUGUAUUUUAACCUAAAAAACUGUCUUACCUGUGUCAUUUCCAAUAUCCACCUGUCAGGAAAAAAAACUGUAGCAUUAUUUAGCAACACGAAGAAGAAUACACAGGAAAACAUAAAAAAUGCCAUCUUAUAGCUAGUAAGCACUAGAGAUGUGGAACACAAUUUUCUUGCAGGACUGGUAAGCUAAAGCUUGGGGAUAUCUUUAGCAACUCAGCACUCUGCAUUUCUCUACUCUAGGGCAGCAUCCUUUCAAACGAUUGUGUAGUGCUACAGUGGAAUAGAACUGCCAUACACAGUAAUUUUCUCAUGUCUGAGAAAAAAGUCAAUUAAAAAUUAUAAUAGAGAUUAUUUACUGUGAAGUGCUUAGAUUUAAAAAACCUUUACUUGAUGGCACACAUUUUUAGUAGUGUCAGAAUUAAAUGUAUUACCAGAUGUCGCAAAAGCUCAUGAGGAAGUUAACACUGAUGAAGUAGACAUGUUCUUUGUGGAACUAUGUAAGGCCAAAUUGUUAAAACCCCUCAGCAGCCAUAACUGGAACAAUUAAACUUUGAGCUGAAUUUAUAGAUAAUUAAAGGAUAGAUAAGCCCUCUGGGAAACCUCUCCUUAGUUUUCAGAAAGUCUUUUUUCUCCUGGUGAAAGCAAGAUUUUUACUUUAUAGACACAGUUAGACAGUGGUCUCAGGUUUAAGAGCACCAAAUUAAGAGCAUGAAACAGAGCUUCACAGAGCAUUCAAAUAGCUGUAAACUUCAUCACUCAUGCUGAAUGCUAUCCUAAAUUCCAUUUUUCAAUCUAGCUCUAUACCCAGACUCUAUACGGCAAUCUGGCUGCUGACUCAUUAAAAAAUAAAAAUAAAAAACACUGAUAAAAGACAGGUCAGACCUUGAAAACAAGAAUCCUGUAAUUACCAGAUUUGCAUGAUGCAAGAACUGGUACAUUCUGUAUUUCACUCAAUAACACUGCACUUUACCAAAGACUAGUUAAAACACUCCAAGACAUCUGUUCCUUUUAAGAGAAAUGCACAGAAAUGUUUUAAUUACCAUACAUAGUGAACAUGGUAUAGAGUGCUCAACUUCCUGGAAAGGCUUUCAGAUUAGACAGUUAUAUGACUCCAGAGAAGCAACUGGUCACCAAAAUCUAGAUUCAUAAUUUCUUUAGUUUGGUCAUGUAUGUAAUAGAGAGGACAUAAAAGUCAAAGACCACCUGCUUCUCUGGUUUUUACCCUCUUUGCAAUCAGAUGCCUUGUAUUACAACCAUAAUUUUGAACAAACAUGAUAUUUGUGCUUCAUUUUCUUCCAUCAAAAAAAGCUACAGAAGAAAUUCAUGGGCAAUUUGAGUUUUUCCUCAGGAUGCUGAUGAAGAGGUAGCUGAUCAUAGCUGGAGAAUGAAGUUCUGCUUGCUGCUUAUCUGCACUAUCAGAGCAGCAGACAGUGUUACUAAAGGUUAUCUGAACAAGCGGAUUAUAGGAACUUCUCCAUAGCUAUGCACAGAACCUUUACAUAGAUGUAAUACUUCAAAACCGACCACCUGCUAAUAUAGUGUGUUUUGGCCAGAUUGGUAAAUUAGAAUGGCAAUAGCAGUUACGCUUUCUGUGUUUGGAUUCCUGGUAUGACCUUGUUGGAUCAUCUACUUUCUAAUGCAGUUACAAGCCUUAAUGUAGCCUUCAAAGCUAUUGAACAAAGGUAAAAUGCAGCAGGUCCUGAUGAGUUCAAUCUUCCUGGUAUACUGCACCAUGUAGCAAAACACCCACUUGAGCCAAGAGCCAAAGGGUAUAGUCUACACAUGACAGAGAGUUAUCAUAAAAGAAAGUACCACAAGCUUUCCAUAGGAA